Penicillium olsonii is the source of this 1551-nucleotide messenger RNA. Lineage: Eukaryota; Fungi; Ascomycota; Eurotiomycetes; Eurotiales; Aspergillaceae. The record is from the annotation of a GenBank genome assembly.
AUGCAUUGGCAUCUCUCUCUGGUGGCAGCCCUAGCAGGCUGUGUUGUUCAGCCCGUUGUCGGCGUGCCUCACCCAACCCAGCAAGAAACAUGCAAAAAGACUAAAGUUGCUAUUCUAGGUGGUGGUGUCGCUGGAAUAACUGCUGCUCAAGCAUUGACCAAUGCAUCCGUGCAUGACUUCAUGAUCCUUGAGUACCGCGAUACCCUCGGAGGCCGAGCCUGGCAUAAGCCCUUUGGCAAGGACAAGGAUGGAAAGCCAUAUAAUAUUGAAAUGGGUGCCAAUUGGGCGCAAAAGUUCGGGCUGAAGACCCACUACUCUAACUACGAUAAUGUGUCCACUUACAAUAAGGAUGGCUACUCGGAUUAUAGCCAUUUGCUGGACUUGUAUGAGGAUGCAUAUGAUAUAGCGAGUCAGAAUGCCGGUGAGAUUCUCACGCAGAAUCUCCAGGAUCAGAAUGCCAAAUCAGGCCUCGCCCUCGCGGGUUGGAAUCCCAAGUCAACUGAUAUGGAAGCACAAGCGGUGGACUGGUGGUCGUGGGACUUUGAGGAUGCUUAUUCUCCUCUAGAGAGCUCUCUGGCUUUCGGCUGUGCAGGCGAUAACUUGACCUCAAACUAUUUCAGUGAUCAUGACAACUUUGUGCUUGAUCAGCGCGGUUUCAAUAUGAUUUUCAAGAAGAUGGCCGCGACUUUCCUGCAGAAGAAUGACCCUCGCCUUCACUUGAACACUCAAGUCACCAACAUCACCUAUUCAGACGACGGGGUGACAGUCCACAAUAAAGAUGGUAGCUGCGUAGAAGCAGACUAUGCAAUCGUCACAUUCUCUCUGGGAGUUCUUCAGAACGAUGCCGUCCAAUUCUCCCCCAAGCUCCCCGACUGGAAGCAGGAGGCUAUCCAGAAAUUCACCAUGGGAACCUAUACCAAGAUCUUCUUCCAGUUCAACGAGACAUUCUGGCCCUCAGAAACCCAGUACCAUCUCUAUGCGGACCCCGUCACCCGUGGCUGGUACCCGAUCUGGCAAUCUCUUUCCACUCCAGGCUUCCUCCCAGACUCCAACAUCAUCUUCGUGACCGUGACCAACGAGUUCGCCUACCGUGCCGAACGCCAAACCGACGAAGAAACCAAAAAGGAAGCAAUGGAAGUCUUACGCAAAAUGUUCCCCGAGAAAGAUAUCCCGGAACCGACUGCCUUCAUGUACCCACGCUGGACCCAAGAGCCUUGGGCCUACGGCAGUUACUCCAACUGGCCCCCCGCGACUUCUUUGGAGAUGCACCAGAACCUGCGCGCCAAUGCAGGCCGGCUUUGGUUUGCCGGUGAGGCGACUAGCCCGACAUUCUUUGGUUUCUUGCAUGGUGCAUACUUUGAAGGUCUGGAUGCCGGUCGACAAAUCGCCGCUGUGAUGCAGAACCGGUGUGUCAAUGCCAACUCUACUAAGUUGAGAGAGUGUGGUCCUCGCAAGCACUAUGAGACUCUUCAUGGCACCUCGCCGUAUUCUGACUAUACCAUGAUCAAUGGCUGGGCAGUCAACAGUUUCAUCGACACUAACACUGACUGA